Messenger RNA from Syngnathus acus (greater pipefish), 2660 nucleotides. RefSeq lists its product as uncharacterized. Gene Ontology annotation, cellular component: cytoplasm. The record is from RefSeq and is a predicted model, not a curated record. NCBI's taxonomy places the organism in Eukaryota, Metazoa, Chordata, Actinopteri, Syngnathiformes, Syngnathidae. Gene Ontology annotation, molecular function: calcium ion binding; calcium-dependent cysteine-type endopeptidase activity. The transcript has 20 exons. Gene Ontology annotation, biological process: proteolysis. Bases 111 to 2237 code for a protein of 708 amino acids.
CCUGCUUUGAAGGCGUGCUGUUUCUUGCUCGACAGUCGACACACUAAAUAAAUCCCAAGUGCAACUGCACGACCCUUUCCCUCUUCUCGUCCCCGAUACCCUCCGUGGAGAUGGAGAAGUCGCCAAGUUUGUCGUCCGAGUCCGAAGGCUCACUGCCUCCCCCGAUGCCGGACGACGACGACGACAGUUCGGCGUGCUCCGACGAGCUGCUGGGCUCUCAGUCGCGCCGCUGGUUAGCUGAGCUGAUGGCGGCGGACGAGCCGGCAAGCGACCCCGUCACCGGAGAGAGGAUGGCGGUGGGUCGCGACGGGCUCUUCGUCGACUUCAAUUUCCCUGUUGGAGAACUCGAGAUGAAGUUCGGCGUCCAGUGGAAGCGGCCCAAGGAUCUGUGCUUGUCGCCUCAGUUCAUCGUCGAUGGGGCGUCACGCCUGGAUGUCCGCCAAGGGAAGUUAAGUGACUGCUGGUUGCUUUCUGCCAUCGCUUCUCUCGCUGUGCACCAACCUCUGCUCCGCAAGGUGGUUCCUCCCGGACAAUCCUUCCAGGACGGAUACAAUGGCAGCUUCGUCUUCAGGUUUUGGCAGUACGGCCAGUGGGAGGAGGUCCGAAUCGAUGACCUGCUGCCGACGUACGGCAACAAUCUGCUCUAUCUCAGCUCGCCGGAAAAACGAGAGUUCUGGAGCUCCCUGCUUGAGAAGGCCUACGCCAAGCUAAAAGGAGGAUACCGCGCCCUGGACAUGGGCUUCCCUCAUGAGGCCAUGGUCGACAUGACGGGCGGCGUGGCUGAGGUUCUUAGCGUGAGCUUGCUUCCCAGAGAGCUUCCAACCUUCCUGGCUGAGCUGUUGGCCAAGGGAGCGCUCAUCAACUGUGCCAACACCCAGGGUCCUGUGGAGUACAGGAAUGAUAUGGGAAUCAUGUUCAGACAUGCUUACUCGCUAACUGCUGUGGAGAAGGUGCAGACCACUUAUGGACCCGUGGACCUGGUGCGUAUCCUCAACCCGUGGGGCAACACGGAGUGGCUGGGCCCAUGGAGUGACCGAAAUGGGCCCGAGUGGAACACUGUGAGCCCUGAGGAGCAAAAGCGACUGCACCGAAUCCGGCGGGAGGACGGAGAGUUCUGGAUGUCGGUGUCUGAUUUCCGGCAGAACUUUGAGACUAUGGAAGUGUGUCACCUGGCUGACCUGCAAAACGAUGACAGCGUGCAGCCGUGGUCGUGCGCAAUGCAUCAUGGGAGUUGGGUGCCACGUGUUUCUGCUGGGGGCUCUCCCAAAGGGGGUUGGUUCUGGCAGAAUCCACAAUUUGGCCUGGUUCUUUCAAAAGGGAAACAAGGAUCCACUGAACCUACCAUGCACUGUGCCUUUAUUUUGGCCCUCAUGCAGAAAUAUCAACGACGCAGAGGCAUUGACCUGUCCAUUGCUCUUCACAUAUACCCGGCACCUCACGAGGGCGCCCACCUUUCACCAGAGGACCUGAACAAACUCCGGCCAGCAAUCAGCAGCGGGUACUACUCAUCGCGGAGAGAGGUGGUUCUUCGCGGCCACCUCCCGCCAGGUCAUUAUAUUAUCAUCCCGUCCACCGCUGAGCCCAAUCAGCAGGGAGCCUUCAUGCUACGUGUGCUUACCGAACAAGGCCACGCCGCCACCCCAACUCAUCGCCCAGCAACACCAGACCUCACUUCAAUAACAGCGCCUCAUUAUCCCCAUCAGGCAGCGCUUCCUUCGCCUAAAGCCAUAAUCCAGCUCUUCAAGAAGCACUGCAACAAGAAAGGAUUUUGCAAACCACAUCACCUCCACAGCUUGCUAAUUGAGGCCAUCCAGGGAGGAGUGUUGGCAGGCAGUGAGAAGAACUUGGCCUUGGAACACUGCAAGAGCUUAGUGGUCCUCAUGGAUAGUCAAGGGGUCGCUCAACUAACCUGGUUGGAGUUCCAAGCGCUCUGGGACAAGAUUCGAAUGUGGACUGACAUCUUUCUGGUGUACGACAAGAACAAGACACAACGUUUGGAGUACAAGGAAGUGGCUCCUGCUCUGAAGGCUGCAGGCAUUGUGGUGGAUGACCUGGUGAUGCAGCUGGUGGGCCUGAGGUACACAGAACCCGACAUGACCAUCAGCUACCCUGGCUUCUUGUACCUCGUCAUGAAACUGGAGAGCAUGAUCCACAAAUUUCACGCUUACGACAUGGUGGGAAUGGGCUGCAUUUCGUUGAACUACAGACAAUGGCUCCACAUGACCAUUUACAACUGAGGCUGAAAAGACGCAGGAUGUACUCCCAGGGUUUGUUGUGCAUGUGUGUGGUCUUUUUCGUAUAAAUGUACAUUGUUGCUACGCUGACAGAAAGAUUCAUGAAGCACAGUUUUUAUUGUCCAGGCCGUGAUUGAAAUAUGGCUGCUUAUUUUUCUAUGUGCCUGCUUAGAAAGCUCCUGAUUAUUUUUGAUAAAUGAGCCUUUGUUAUAUUGUGACUGAUGUGUGCGUGUCUGUGCGUGGGUGCUGCGCACGUAACUAAUGUUAACAGUCAGCAAGAAUAUUCAGCAGCAAGAUGACAACAUAAUCCAUGCUAUACUCUGCAUACUAUUACACAAAGCAAAAAUAGUCUGUGGCAUUGAAUGUGAAAUAUGUAACAUAUUGAAUUUAAAUGACAGCAAAUAUUAAUUAAAGGACUUUUUCAGA